GGCUAGCGCGCCAGCAGGGCCAGAGCCGGCCUGGGAACCCGCGGAACCGAGCGCAACGAGCGGAGCGCCUGGGUGGCGGCGGCGGCGCACGCUAUGGCUCCGGCUGGAGACCGCGAGGGCUACUGGGGCCCCACGACCUCCACGCUGGACUGGUGCGAGGAGAACUACGCGGUGACCUGGUACAUCGCCGAGUUCUGGAAUACAGUGAGUAACCUGAUUAUGAUUAUACCUCCAAUUUUUGGUGCAAUUCACAGUGUUAGAGGUGGACUGGAAAAGCGGUACAUUGCUUCCUAUUUAGCACUCACAGUGGUAGGAAUGGGAUCCUGGUGCUUCCACAUGACUCUGAAAUAUGAAAUGCAGCUAUUGGAUGAACUCCCAAUGAUUUACAGCUGUUGUAUAUUUGUGUACUGCAUGUUUGAAUGUUUCAAGACAAAGAACUCUGUAAACUACCAUCUACUUUUUACUUUAAUUCUGUUCAGUUUAAUAGUAACCACAGUUUACCUUAAGGUAAAGGAACCUGUAUUCCAUCAGGUCAUGUAUGGAAUGUUGGUCUUCACAUUAGUAGUUCGAUCUAUUUAUAUUGUUACAUGGGUUUAUCCAUGGCUUAGAGGACUGGGUUAUACAUCCUUGGGUGUAUUUUUAUUGGGAUUUUUAUUAUGGAACAUAGAUAACAUCUUUUGUGAUUCACUGAGGAACUUUCGAAAGAAGGUGCCACCUAUCAUAUCUGUUACCACACAGUUUCAUGCAUGGUGGCAUAUUUUAACUGGCCUUGGUUCUUAUCUUCAUAUCCUUUUCAGUUUAUAUACAAGAACACUUUACCUGAGAUACAGGCCAAAGGUGAAGUUUCUCUUCGGAAUCUGGCCGGUGAUCCUGUUUGAGCCUCUCAGGAAGCAGUGAUGAAUUAUUUCACCAGUAAAACAAAAUAGCACGUACCAUAGACCUGGUCAAAUGAUUAAGGAAAUCUUUAGAGAUCUACAUGUUCAAAUAUAUCAUGACCAUCGCAGCAAAGGAAUGACUUUCUAAUUCUGCCAGCCAUACAGAGAAUGAGGAAUGGGGCUUGUUGGAUGUUUAGCUUGUGUCUUUAUCUCAUUUGUCUUCCUCCUCCUCACCAUCACUCUAAGAUGUUUCAAAAGAAACAGACAUGAUGUGUAUGUAUAUACUCGAAUGCUGGAAAUAUUGGGCUUUUCUUAACAGGUUAACAGUUUGUGCUGAUCAUAGGAAAUUAACCUUUUUCCUUUUUUGACAAGGCUUGCAUGUGAAUUAAACUUUUUUUAAUAUUUGA
Molecule: messenger RNA, 1282 nt
Organism: Kogia breviceps (pygmy sperm whale)
Lineage: Eukaryota; Metazoa; Chordata; Mammalia; Artiodactyla; Physeteridae
Gene: ACER3
Product: alkaline ceramidase 3
Biological process (GO): phytosphingosine biosynthetic process; ceramide metabolic process
Cellular component (GO): endoplasmic reticulum membrane
Source: RefSeq, a predicted model, not a curated record